Protobothrops mucrosquamatus (brown spotted pit viper) is the source of this 1461-nucleotide messenger RNA. RefSeq names its product integrator complex subunit 4 (gene INTS4). The transcript has 11 exons. Gene Ontology annotation, cellular component: integrator complex. NCBI's taxonomy places the organism in Eukaryota, Metazoa, Chordata, Lepidosauria, Squamata, Viperidae. The record is from RefSeq and is a predicted model, not a curated record. Gene Ontology annotation, biological process: snRNA processing. The annotation marks the transcript as partial.
CAUUCAUUCUUUCCCUGUGUUGCUUUAGGACUCCUCCCGGGAUAUCCGGGAAGCUCUCCACGAGCUGCUAUGUUGCACCAACGUCUCGACCAAAGAAGGCAUCCAUCUUGCCUUGGCGGAGCUGCUAAAAAACCUCGCCAAAUAUCCGACGGACAGGGAUUCCAUCUGGAAGUGUUUAAAGUUUCUGGGAAGCAGGCACCCCACUCUGGUGCUCCCGCUCGUCCCUGAAUUGUUGGGGACCCACCCUUUCUUCGACACCCCUGAACCAGACAUGGAUGAUCCAGCUUAUAUUGCCGUCCUAGUUCUUAUUUUCAACGCGGCCAAAUCCUGCCCCACGAUGCCGGCGCUCUUCUCUGACCACACCUUCCGGCACUACGCUUACCUUCGGGACAGCCUCUCGCACCUGGUCCCGCCAUUGAGGCUGCCUGGGAAGAAGAUGGCCUCUUCCUCCGGCCUUGCCAGCCUCACCCUUCCGGAAGACCCUUCUCAGGAAUUUCUACAGCAGAGCCUGGAACGGGUUUUCACCCUUCAGCACCUGGAUCCCCAGGGCUCCCAGGAGCUGCUGGAAUUCACCAUUCGAUCGGCUGAGUCUGUCUUUGAGAACUUGAACGAGCCAAAAAUGCCGAUAAUGGAAGAAACGUACAAGAUGGAGUUCAUGUACAGCAACGUGGAGCACAGGCAGGUGGUCAUCAUCCACCAUAUGAGGCUGCAGGCCAAGGCUCUGCAACUGAUCGUGACCGUGCGGACAACGAGAGGGGUGGAACCGCUCGGCAUAUGUGAGAAAUUUUUGCAAGAAGUGGACUGUUUUCAAAGGUGUUUCAUUUCCGAGCUGCCCCACAUGCAAGGCAGCUUUGUGGAUAAGCUCCUUGACCUGAUGCCCAGGUUGGUCACUUCCAAGCCUUCAGAAGUGGUCAAGAUCCUCCGGGUGACCUUGCGACAGAGUAACUUCCUUCACCUUCCAUUGCCAGAGAAGAUCCACCGAGCAGCCGCCACCAUUAUUGAGCCCACAGGAGAAUCGGACAAUCCCCUUCGCUUCACGUCAGGAUUAGUGGUCGCAGUGGAUGUGGAUGCCACUCUGGAACACGUGCAAGAUCCUCAAAACACAGUGAAAGUCCAGAUCCUGUAUCCUGACGGUCAGUCCCAGGUGAUCCAUCCGAAACCGGCAGAUUUUAGAAAUCCUGGUCCAGGAAGGCACCGAUUAAUUACUCAGGUUUACCUUUCGCACACUGCGUGGACAGAACCUUGUCAAGUUGAACUCCAACUUCUCCUGGCCUACAGUUCGGACAGAACCAAGGCCUCCGUGGACCUCUCGCGCUCCACCUGGGGAGACGGCCCGGAUCUUCUCCCCGCAUCAGAGGGCAGCAUCGAAGGCACUCUCCUGUUCGGCAAACCAGUCAAAGUUUAUAUUAUGCCCAAGCCUGGCAGGCGGUGAAAGCUGUAGUUUGCAAAAUCAUUUUCCUU